GCCUGUUUUUGUACAGUUAAGGUGCUUUAGCACAGUUAAAUAUUGAAUUAAAAAGCGUCAAGCUGAGCUAAUAAAAUUUUCCCGUCCGAAUUAAGAUUCAAAGUGAAAAGAGGCAUUUGCCAUGUUUGUUUACAAAUAGCUUUGCAUGCUUUUGCUGCUAAUCUUUCUUUUUUUAUAUUAUAAUUUGUAUAUUUAAUUGUUAGAGUUUUAUUUAAAAGAUUUAUUUCAAAUAUUUUUUAAAGCUAUGGAUAAAAUAAAAGUCAACAAUCAGGUGGUUCAAAUGCGGAAACAUGUCAAACGUGCCAAAUUGUUUGCUAUCAAUAAGUUCACCAAACAACUCAAGCAGUUGCAAAACAAAAAGGGCAAUGAUAGCCAAGCUGAAAAAAAUCAAAGAAAAGUUGAGAGGCUUUUAGAAAAAAUUAAAAUACUUAAGAAAAUGCUGCCUGAUUUUGUGAGCAAAAAAGCAUUAUCAAAAGCACAAAAUUGGAAUACUCUUUUAACCCAGAAAAAUAUCCCUCUGGAAGAUCAGUGUCUGGCCUUAUUAGCUAAUGACAGUGAGAUUCAAAAAGAAGUUGAAAAGUUUCGUGCUAAAGAGUGUCAUUUAGUGGAGAAAAUUCCAACUCUUCUUUUGGAAUGGGAAAUAAAGAGUCAAAUGCCCAAAUCUCCCGACAAGAAAAAGAAGGCGUCUGACAUAAAGAGACAGAAGUUGGAAAAAAUUGCAAAGAAGAAAAGGAGCAACUUUAAAGGCGCUACUUUCCCAAACAAUGUCGCAGUAGACAAAAGUCUUAGCUCACCAAAUCUUAAGAAGAGAAAGUUUUCACAAAAUUCUAAUGUAGAAGAUAUGGACGCAAAUGAAAAAAACCCAAACGAAAAUCCAGAACUUAUGGAAUAUGGUACCAAUGAUAAGGAUCAGCUGAACUCAGAAUCGUCGAAUAAUGCCAGUGGCAGUGACGAAGGGAUGGAAGAAUUUUUCACAAAAUCUGCUGAAAGCAAAAAAAACUUAGUGUCUAAAAAGCAAACAAUUAAUAAGAACACAUGUCACAAAAGUGCUAAGACAUCAGAUCCUAAAGGAAUGCCUUCAGAAAAUUCUAAUGUAAUAGAAAGUGAUGUGGAUGAAGAAAAUGAGGAUGAAAUCUCUGAUUUAAUGGAAGACGAUUUAAAGGAUGAUGAUCAGUUUAAUUCAGAAUCAUCUAAUAAUUCUAGUGUUGGUGAUUCAGAAGAAUUUUUUGAAAAUGCUGCCAAAAGUAAAAAACACUCUGCAUCUAAAAAGACAAUAAGUAAGAACUGUGCACGUAAUGAAACUAAAGAUUCCCCAAGUAAUGUUAAAUCUUCAAAUGAAGAAGAGAGUAGAGAUUCAUGCAAGAAUAAUAUUAAAGAUAGUAUUUCUUCUAAAGUAGAAUCAACUGAAGGCUCAGCCACCAACACCCAACCUUCAAUAUUUGAAAGACUGGCUGCACUCGCUAAUAGAGAUGCCAGAAAACUGAAGCCUAAAAAUAAAUCAAAUACUCGGAAUACAAAAGCUAUCAAAGUUCUUGACUUAAAUGAACUGCAAGAUUCUGAGCUAAUUCCUGUUCAAAGUUCUCCCACCCAUUCUGAAGAGCUUGACACUCCGCAAACUGCUGUGCCAAAAAAGGAUUCAUUUUUUCUGAAUGGAGACAAGGAGGUUGAGAGUAGUGAUGAUGAUAAAUCAAAUGCAAACAGUUAUAGGCACUCCCAAACUAAACGUAAAUUCUCCGAUUUCGAUAAAAGUGCGAGAGGUGGCGAAUUUAAGAGAAAUAAUAUUACUGAUAAGCCUCGUAAAUCUUUCAACAGUUUUAAAGAUAAAGAUUUUAGUGGAAAUGAAAAUCGAUUUCAAAAUAAAAAAAGGAAAGAUUUUAAUAGAAAUGAAAAUAGAUUUCAAAAUAAGGGAGAAGAUUUUAAUAGAAAUGAAAAUAGAUUUCAAGGUAAAGGAAAAGAUUUUAAUCGAAAUGAAAAUAAAUUUCAAAAUAAAAAAGAAGAAUGUUUUAAUCGCAAAGAAAAGAGAUUUCAGAAAAAUAUAAAAGGGGAUUUCCAGCUGAAAAAUAUCAAAAAAUUUGAUAACAAAUCUAGAAGAAAUCCUCAAGAUGACUCAUUCAAUCAUGGAAGAGAGAAUAAGAAUAGCACAAUGAGUAAUAGUUUUCAAUCAAAGAAACAAUCAAAUGAAAAAGGUGAGAAAAAUGUUAAUCUGCAUCCAUCGUGGGAAGCAAAAAAUAAAUUGAAAGAAGCUGCAAAAAGUGGAUUUAAAGGAAAGAGAAUUGUAUUUGAUUAGUGAUUUAAAUUUUGUUUUUGGUGUAAAUAAAUUCUCAUAUA
Molecule: messenger RNA, 2328 nt
Organism: Parasteatoda tepidariorum (common house spider)
Lineage: Eukaryota; Metazoa; Arthropoda; Arachnida; Araneae; Theridiidae
Biological process (GO): maturation of SSU-rRNA
Cellular component (GO): nucleus; 90S preribosome
Source: RefSeq, a predicted model, not a curated record